GAAGAAAAAAAUGUACAAAGGGAACCUAACUUCAUCCAGCAGAAUGAUCUGUUUUUGACCAGAAUACUUCACCUUUAAAAACAAAAACAAUUCUUUAAUCAGUACUUGUGGCAGCCAUCCGCCUGCUGGAGACGUGGCAGCAGGGGAGCACUGCUCUUGUGAAGGUUCAUUCAUGGUUUUCAGGGCAUGGCAAACUCGAGUAUCCCUCACAUUGUCCGCUAAGAACGUGCAGAGGAAAUAGUUUUCCUGGGUGGUCUCACUCAUUAAUACACUCCGCGCUUGUUGAUUUUCGGCUCGCAGUUCAACUGCUGCCAAUUAACGUGAAAACAUGUUUGGAAGAAAGAAGAAGAGAAGAAGAAGAUGAUGAAGAAGAAGAAGAAGAGGAGGAAGAGGACGAUGAUGAUGAAGAGGCGCGAGCAGAGAUUCCGCCCACUGGCACAGACCUGAGUGAGGACGAACCUGCCCUCCACAUCGAGGGAUUUGCCAGAUGUUUCAUUCACCGUGUGGCGGAGAAGUGCAUGGACCAACAGAAGCAAGACACCAGGAAGCAGAAAAAAAUAGGGCUCAGCUACGACCCAGCUACAUGCUAAUGAUGACACCAAAUAAAUCUACUCAUCUCUUAUCGGACACUGGGAGGAAACUGAGAGCUUGAGGUGUGAUAGGAUGGAUUUUUGCGUUCCUGUUAUUUUUUCCACACCAGGUCUGAUAUAUUGGAACCUACAACGGCAAAACGUGUUUGGUCUGACAGGAGACUGGCUGCAGACAUGGCAGUGGGAUCCAUGAAACAAACUCAGAAAAGAAAAAAGAAUGAAGACCUCUGUGCUGCUGUGCUGAGUGUGCGGAGAUAUUGGUGUCAGGAGGCCUUCUAUCUCCUGACACUGUGUCACUCACAGAUACAGAACACCAGCUCGGCUGAGUAUAUUAAUAAACUCACAUGAUAUUUAUUUAUUUUUUUAUAUGAAAGGAAAAUGAACGAGACGCCACCAGGAAUGAGAACAAUUAAAUAGGAAUACUAAUCAGUGAAUAGCAGGGCCCCUUUUCCCGAGGAUUUCCCGCACGAUGAAUGCGCGGAGAAAUUAUUACCACCUCGGUUUAUUUAGGAAGAAAUAACGAAGCACGAACUCGCAGUGAGACGUGAUCGCACCUCUUUGGUUUUCUUUUUUUCGUAAUAAAUCUUUAAACAGCGCCUUCAAGGUAGACGUGUUAGUUACAGAGCAUAGUCUACAAUUGUUAUUUCCAGCCCUCCGUUUAAGAGAUCCAAAACACGCCCAUGUUUUAUUGAAGAGCGCUUCCUAGAAAAGGACUAUUGCACAGCUUGUAGCUUUAGUUUGGGACGCGCAGGCUGCGGGGAUGAAAUAUUCACGGGCAUCUGAAUAUUUCAGUCCGGCACCUUGUCAUCCGCCCUCGUGUUUUUACUCCCACUGUUGGCCUCAUCUGACGGAGGUCCUAUUCCUCAUUUACCUAUUAUUCCUCAAUAUUUACCGGCAGAUGAAAUAACGUGUGUGAGCGGUGGCGACUCGACAUCACCCCAAUUGUAUUAAGAGGCCACACUCUGCUAUAUAAAGCAGAGUGUGAAUAUUUGAUAAGUCAAAACAGGCCAAAUUAUGAGAAAUGUAUCAUCAACAUUCUCGCUCUCACAAGCAUUACAGAUUUAACAAAAACAUUUAAUAAUCCAGGUUUUUGUUGAAUCUGUAAUGCUGCUGCGGUCUGCAGUAGACCAACGACAGAAUGAGCAGCUUCCUGUGCAGAAGGCAUUCAUAACCCCGCAUCAAGAGUCUAUAAUUCAUGCAAAAAAGAGCCUGAGGGGGAUUUAGCUCCAGUGUGGUGCGUGCACGAGAGAGAGGGAGAGAGAGAUAGAGAGAGAGAAGUGUGAAAGAGAGAGAGGGGGGGGGGGGGGGGGGGGGGAUCUGUGAGAAUAAUAUCGGGCUUUUCCGUCAGAAUGAACUUUACUACUGUAUCCAGCCAUGAAAUAAUCUGACCCGACACUUCAAACCAUCUGCGCUAUCUAUCCGCCCUCUUAUUUACUAAAUCAGCCUGUGCACAAAACGGAGUGUGUCUGAUACUAACGCCGAGUAGCCUGGCACUGCCAUGGUAAUCCUAUAUGUACACACACACACACACACACGCAAAUAAAUACAUCGUUUCUACCCUGCUAUGUUUCACAGCCUCCCCUGUGCUGAUGCUGUCAGUACUGAUGCAACUAUAUUGUAUAAAUAAAAGUCUGCAGGGCUCACCAUCACACACACACCAUCACACACACACACACACACACACACACACACACACACACACACACACACACACACACACACUAGCAGCAAUCAAUUAGCCCGUGUCUUUCGAAAGGGGCCUUUAUUCACGCCCCACAUAAAAGAUCAUGCAUCACCAUCAUAACUCGGGCUCUAAUCCAUUAUGAUUCGUCAAUAAAGAUUUUUUUUUUUGGUGCUGGUUAAAAACGAGGGAAGCCUUGACCAACUCUCUUCAAGGUUUCAAAACUGUACCGGCUUGCGAAUUCAAACUCCCGUUGCACUAAAGGCCACACUGAACCCUUUUGAAAAACAUUAUUACUAUAAUUUAAGCAUUGAUGAUUGAAAUUAUAUUACAUCUAUAUUAGAAUAUUUAAAUAAAAAAAAGCUAUAAUCUGACUCGUAUCAUUAAAAGCAUUCACUUAGAUUGUAUAGAAGCAACGUUGACACAUGAUGGGGGAAUAUGAUAAGAGUAUUAUAGGCCUAAUGAGACUAUAGCCCAGAUUAAAGUUACAACCUAUCACAAGUGAGGUCAAGAAUCACUAUUUAGUUGUUUUUUUACUGAACACUGUCUAGAAUCUAUCGAUCUCCGUACAGGAGGCUGAGAUCAGCGGCGAUGUGUCAUGUUCCUGCGUGAAGCCCGUUUCAAGAGCUGCGGGGUGAUGAGCUGAGCCGCGCGUGUUUUCCUUCACUAUUUAGACUGAAGGGUCUUUCUGUAACACAAAGGCGCAGGGCGGGUUGGGGGCAGCGCAGCGUUUGCAGACUGCGAAGCGAAAAAAAGAAAAGGGAAAAAAAAAAAGGUCAAAAUGUUUAUAAUAUUUUUGAAAAGGGAGGUGCAGAGAUCUCCUUUCCGCCCGAUUGGCCGAAGUUGACAGUGAUUGACGUGCAUCCAUGGCAACCGGGCAGCCAAUCUGCCAAGUCCAAUAGGAAAUCAUCGGAGGGGGCUUGACUGUCUUUUUCUCCCCCCUUAAAAAAUACAUCUCGGCUCCAGCUUUAAUUCUUUCGUACAUCCUACCGUGAAAAUACAUCGCGGCUCCGACUGUAAUUGUCCCGCACCUUCAGCCCUUUGCAGCCAAGUUUGCCCGAGGAUGCGGUAGCCGGCCCCCGCGCAGCAUCGGUGCUCCUCCGCGGUGUUCGCUGUUCGCGCUGUUCGCGGCUGGUCGGGCUGCAGGUCGGGCGGCUGCUCGGUAACUUUAGGAUUGCCUUGGUGUGUUUGUUGUUUUUCUUUUCCAUCUCGGGGCGUCUUGGAUUGCCUUGGCGCACGGGGGAAGAAGAACAAGAAGAAGCGGAGGACUCGACGCGGGGGAGAGCGUGAGAGAGAGAGAGCGAGGAGAGGGGAAGGAGGGGGAGAGGGGAACACAGGAGAAGCCUCCAUGUUUCAGCUGCCCAUCUUGAAUUUCAGCCCCCAGCAGGUCGCCGGGGUCUGCGAGACUCUGGAGGAGAGCGGGGACGUGGAGCGCCUCGGCCGCUUCCUCUGGUCGCUGCCCGUCGCGCCGGCGGCCUGCGAGGUCCUGAACAAGAACGAGUCGGUGCUGAGGGCCCGCGCCGUCGUCGCCUUCCACACCGGCAAUUUCCGCGAACUCUACCACAUCCUGGAGAACCACAAGUUCACCAAGGAGUCGCACACGAAGCUGCAGGCGCUGUGGCUCGAGGCGCACUACCAGGAGGCGGAGAAGCUGCGGGGCCGCCCGCUGGGGCCCGUGGACAAGUACCGCGUGCGCAAGAAGUUCCCCCUGCCCAGAACCAUCUGGGACGGGGAGCAGAAGACCCACUGCUUCAAGGAGAGAACCCGCCACUUGUUACGAGAGUGGUAUUUGCAGGACCCCUACCCGAACCCCAGUAAAAAGAGGGAGCUUGCACAGGCCACCGGACUUACCCCCACACAAGUAGGGAACUGGUUCAAAAACCGCAGACAAAGAGACAGAGCGGCGGCGGCGAAGAACAGGCUCCAGCAGCAGGUCCUGUCCGGCGGCUCGGUUCGCUCCCUGGCGGACGAGGACGGCACCGUGGACCGCCUGGGGAACUCGUCCAGUCCGGAGGCCAGUCUGUCCAGCAAGGCCGCCGCCUCGGCCAUCUCCAUCACCUCCAGCGACAGUGAAUGUGACAUCUGACGGGCAGGACGACGGCGGUGACGACGUGACGGGGGGAGACGAGAGAAAGACAAUCUAGUAAAACAAGUCAUAGUGCCUGCGUUGAGUUAAAACACACACACACACACACACCUGACUGAUGCCAAAACGCGAGGGGAUCUGAUCUGACUGUCCGUCCUUAUCCUGUCCGAUUUUUGGUUGCGUUUUACCCACGUGUGGAUAAACUGAACUUAACACGGACGAAACAUAUUUCACGGACUAAUCGCUAAACCAAGGCCCCGAGAACACACGUAAAAAAAGAAGAAAGAUGAAACAACAAGAAAAAAAAAAACACGAAAAAAAAAGGAAAAGGGAUGAAGGCAUCCGAGCGCCUAACCUACUGUUCUCUGUGGGUAUUUCAUGUUGAAAAAGAACUGUGAUAUUUCUACUUUACUUUCAAAGUUUUAUAAAUAAUGUUUAUUUGCCUAUUUAAAAGAAAAACAAACAACAACGUUCUGCUCUUGUCUCUUCGAAUUUCAUAUUCAUUUGCUUGGUGUUUUUAAUACUUACCUUGUACACAGGUGAACCUGUGGAGCAUGCGCGCUUUAGUGACAAUGUGGAAGAAAAAAAAAAACAAGUAAAGAUAACUUAAUAAAAUAAUUGUUGAUCAAGA
Messenger RNA from Scophthalmus maximus (turbot), 4988 nucleotides. It is a transcript of the gene six6a, whose product is annotated as SIX homeobox 6a. The record is from RefSeq and is a predicted model, not a curated record. Gene Ontology annotation, molecular function: RNA polymerase II cis-regulatory region sequence-specific DNA binding; DNA-binding transcription factor activity, RNA polymerase II-specific. Gene Ontology annotation, biological process: regulation of transcription by RNA polymerase II; eye development. The coding region runs from base 3620 to 4357 and encodes 245 amino acids. NCBI's taxonomy places the organism in Eukaryota, Metazoa, Chordata, Actinopteri, Pleuronectiformes, Scophthalmidae. Gene Ontology annotation, cellular component: transcription regulator complex; nucleus. The transcript is spliced from 7 exons.